UUAAGUAGGUUGAUUAGCGGUAUCGUAACAGUAUUUAGGCCUAAUCAUUAUUUCACGUCUUGACAAGACUCAGUGCUAUAAUGAAAGUAAUUUGUAACAUCUAGAAACGCAAUAUUGUUUUUAUUUCUAUAAGCAGGGUCUUCCACAGCCGCCAUAAGUAUGACAUUGUCACAUUUUAUAGUAUUUAACUUGACUUGUUCCCCAGAAGAAAUAAUUCUGUCGUCUACCGUGAACUACAAAAUAUUAGAACCGAUGUCAUUGACAACCAACAGUUCCAACAGUAUGCAAAUAUUAGAAAAUAAAAGUGUUACACAAAGACCCAGAUGGUUAAAUUUACCGAAGGCUAUUUCAAAGUUUUUUUCAAGAAACAGAUUGGUUGACACUGUGGAUGGCAAAGAAGUCCAAGAAAUUAUGGCCAAAUCCUCAACGACACCCCAGUUGACAGCAAAUUCUAAUAUUAUUGCAGAAUGGAUGAGAUUUCCUUUUACGGAAGAUAAGCAGACGCUUAAAUUCAUUAAGGAAUCAAAAAUUAUGUUUGUAAUAAGAGGUCUAUCUGGAUCGGGAAAAUCAACGCUCGUUCGACAUCUUCAGUCAAUUUAUCAUGAUAGUAUUGUUUGCUCCGCUGAUAAUUAUUUCAUGAAAGACGGAAUUUACUGUUUCGAUCAGGAAAAAUUAUCGUCUGCUCAUGAACACUGUAAAGAAAUCGCUAAAAAAGCAUGUGUUGAAAACAGAAAUGUUGUCAUUAUCGAUAACACCAAUGUUCGUUAUUGGGAAGCCAAGCCCUACUUCAAUAUAGCAUCAAAUUAUAACUAUAUUAACAUCGUGGCAUCCCCGAAGACACCAUGGAAAUUAGACGCUAAAGAAUUAUCUCAAAGAAAUAAACACGAUGUUGAUUUAAUCACCAUCCAAAGAAAAGUUAACUCAUUUAAAGAUUUUAUUCCAUUCUAUUACGGGUGGUUUGUAAAUGAACAGUUAUCAGUCAGGUUGUUAUCUAUGGGAAGAGAUUAUUUUAAAGAGUGUUUAGAGUUAUAUCCCUUGUUUAAACAACAUCUACAAACUUUAUGUCCUGACAAUACAGAUGGAAAUCUCAUCAAGGAUUAUUUCCCAGAACAUCCGAAGAGAAAAAUUCUACACUGUACGUCAAGAUAUGUUGGUAAAGGUCGCGCAGAGGGCGGGAAAGAAUACCACCAGAGAGAAGAUGUACAAAACUCAUAUGGCAAAGUAUUCAUAGUAACUCUAUAUGGCUUCAUUAUCACUGACAAAACUCUGGGUGCUCGAAUUCAUCUUCCACAAGAAGCUCUCGUGUUAUUUGAUAAUCCAGAGGAGAGACAGCGAGAUAUGGCUUCUUCACCAUUGAAAUCCCAAGUCUCUCCAAGAAAAACAUCCAGACAUUCUCCUUUGAAAUCCCCAGUGUCUCCUAGAAAAACACCCAAACAAUCUCCUUUGAAACCACCAGUGCCUCCAAGAAAGCAAUUUGAUACCAAUGCAAAAUUUGAUGAAUGUAUCAGGGGAAUUUCAUUAUUAAAAACUUCUUCAUCUCAGUCAAAAGAAAACUUGUCUUUGAAAAGUGAAAGUAAAGACGUAGCAGCAAUAACUACACUCUUCCCUUUAGUUCGUCCCAAGUCACGUGGGAGAGCAGCUCAUAUGACACUUGGUAUAGCAGAUAAAAUACAAUCCAAACAAACUACCAUAGACUUAUUAGAUAUCUGUGAUAUAGAAAAAUCUUCCUCAGCUACUCCACAUGAUUUUCAGCAUGUAAGAGAAGGAAAGUCUCGAUUCUAUGAUGACAGCCAUUGUUGUAUUUAUCUUGAUAAACCUUAUAAUAUUCCUGUUUUAUUUAGUGGAUCAUACUGAACACUCAUUACAAUAUUGACCCUACUACACCUUGUCCAGAAUCAGUAGUUUGUCCCAGCAGAGAAAUGAAAUGAAAUGAAAUGGAGUUUAACCCCAGCAGAGAGAGAGAGAGAGCGAGAGAGAGAGAGAGAGAGAGUGAGAGAGAUGGGGUUUAACUCCACUCCACUCGACACAAACUAGGUCAUUUUGGGACUAUCAUAUGGUUUAACAUACACCUCAGUAUUUUUCGUCCCAGCAUCAAAUUUAAUAUGUUUAGUGAAAUUAGUUUAAUAUAGGCCCUACUGCUUUGGUUUGAUUCAGUCCUCAUGCUGGUUUUUAAAUGACUGUUCAUGAUGAUCAGUGAGCGGCGAGUCAUUAUUUUUGCACUUAGAAAAUGGAUGAAAAUUUUCUAAACUCUAACAAAGAACAUAUUGUAUUAUAUUUGGAUGCUGGAAUGAAUGUGAUAAUUAUUCUUUAAUUGUGAUUUAAACAAGACCUUUGCUAUUUUAAUUUGUUGAAAACUUAUUUAACCUGUUAAAUAUGUAUUGUACUGAGUGAUUGUUAACUCCAGUGAUUGUUAAAUCUGUUUAAUGGGUAUUGAACUGAGUGAUUAUUAAUUUGAGUAAUUGUUAAAUCUGUUAAAUGGGUAUUGAACUGAGUGAUUUUUAAUUUAGUGAUUGUUAUAUCGAGUGAUUGUUAAAUCUGUUAAAUGUGCAUUGAGCGGAGUGAUUGUUAAAUUUGUUAAAUAGUUAUUGAACUGGAUGGUUGUUAUGGAGUGAUUGUUAAAUGUGUAUUGAACUGGGUGGUUGUUAUGGAGUGAUUGUUAAAUCUGUUAAAUGUGUAUUGAAUUGGGUGAUUGUUAAAUCGAAUGAUUGUUAAAUUUGCUAAAUGGGUUUGGCACUAAUUAAUUGAAAUCCUUUAAAGAUACCUUCCCGCGUACAAACUGUGUGAUUUGAUGAUAUAUUUGGACUAAAAACAUAUUCAAACUAAUUCAUCUAUCAAAAUUGUGCUUCAAAUCCUUCUCAAAACACUGUUUUUAAGAAAUCUAUUAAAAGAAGUCAUGUUUGUGUCACAUGACUUGGCUGACGCAGUACCUAGCAACAGGUGCAAAACCGGAGGAAAAUUCAUUGCAUAUACAAGACAAUGUUUUCUUUAAUCGCUAUCCAUUUAUCAUAAAUAUCGAAGCCUAAUUAAAUUCUUGGAUUAUCCACUGCCCAGGUCUUUUUCCGUGGUUUUUAUCUCAGAAAUUGUUGUACAUAUACGCUCUUCAUCAAGUUUAUCAACAUGUACAUCAAGCGCUCACUAACGCUGAGAGAUCAGACAAUCUUUGUGUGCAACAUUGACAUCACACGAGCAGACAUUUGUAAUCGUCGGGCUGCCGGUUAGGGAAAACCAUACAUUUUUGUUCUCUAUGCGCUUCAUGGGUGUUUUUCAGGGAAUCCAGUAUUUUUCUAGUAAGAUUGGAUAUUUCUACUUUCCAUAUAUACCAAAAUUGCCAUACUUUUAUUGGAAAUAACCACCCGAUAAAUACUUGCAAUAUUUAAUUAGAAAUGCAAUCGUUUAUUGCAUUUAUUUUAGAGAUUAACAUAUUUUGAUGUUAUAUUUAUAAUAAACUUUUAGUAAAUGUUCUUGAAUGGAUAUAUAUUUAUUUGUAUGAUUGAAAAUGCAUGUUAAUCCAGUUUUAUCUUUAAAAUAUGUUUUAUUUAAUUAAGAAUUGAAUUUUUUUCAUUGUGGAAUUUUAGAGAUUUUAAAACAUUUUCUUUUACCUUCGAUGGCCUACACUACAUGAAGAUCUGACAAGUUGUAGCGAUAGGUCGCGUCACAGGUCAUACGAGCGGCUUUUGACCCUAUGACGUCAGACAUUUCAUUAACCAAUCAGCAUUGAUGUUUCUAAUGGAUUAUCCACAGUUCCGUGCAAAACAUGCCUAAAGUUCGCCGUAACAGACCGUUUCAUUGGCUAAUCCCUAACACUAUCCAGAACAGACAAUGGUAACAACUCUUCCAGAUCCUAGUGUAGUAAAGACAAGUAAAACAAAAUUUUAAACUAUAAAAAAUGAAACGAAAUAGGAUCUGUGUUUUAACCAGAUUGAACAUUUUUUAAUACAAUAUUUAUUAACAAUUUUUUAAUAUUUAUUAACAAUUUUUUUAGAAAAAAGUUUUAUUUGAUUAAGGAUUGUAAUUGUUCAUUUAUAUAAAUUUGAUAUUAAAA
Messenger RNA from Patella vulgata (common limpet), 4042 nucleotides. RefSeq names its product 2',3'-cyclic-nucleotide 3'-phosphodiesterase. Lineage: Eukaryota; Metazoa; Mollusca; Gastropoda; Patellidae. The record is from RefSeq and is a predicted model, not a curated record. The transcript has 3 exons. Gene Ontology annotation, biological process: cyclic nucleotide catabolic process. Gene Ontology annotation, molecular function: 2',3'-cyclic-nucleotide 3'-phosphodiesterase activity. Gene Ontology annotation, cellular component: membrane; cytoplasm. The coding region runs from base 160 to 1854 and encodes 564 amino acids.